This is a messenger RNA of Balaenoptera acutorostrata (minke whale), 1290 nucleotides long. Its product is annotated as thymidylate synthase-like. Gene Ontology annotation, molecular function: thymidylate synthase activity. Gene Ontology annotation, cellular component: cytosol; mitochondrion. Lineage: Eukaryota; Metazoa; Chordata; Mammalia; Artiodactyla; Balaenopteridae. The record is from RefSeq and is a predicted model, not a curated record. Gene Ontology annotation, biological process: dTMP biosynthetic process.
AUGUUGCCCACCUGGUUCCUACAGGUCCUGUUCCGGGCUGGCUCCUUUUCCCUUGUGCUCACCGUUCCUGCAGAACUGGUCACAGGCUCUAACGCUGGCUCCAAGAAGCUCCUGACCUACCAACCUGCCCUUGGACUGUGGGAGGGUCAUGAGAAAGACUACCUAGAGAUUUGUCAAUUUGUUGAUCUUUUCAAAGAAGCAAGUUUUGGAGUCCUGUGCCAGCUGCAGUCCCGUCCCAGCUGCCGCGCCCGUUGCCGCGCUACGCCCGCCGCCGGCUCCGAGCUGCUGCACCUGACGUCGCCGCCCGCUGCGCAGGAGCAGGGCGCCGAGUCACGGCCGCCGCCGCCGCACGGGGAGCUGCAGUACUUGGGGCAGAUCGAGCACAUCCUCCGCUGUGGCUUUCGGAAGGAUGACCGCACAGGCACCGGCACCCUGUCGGUGUUCGGCAUGCAGGCGCGCUACAGCCUGAGAGAUGAAUUUCCUCUGCUGACAACCAAACGUGUUUUCUGCAAGGGUGUUUCGGAGGAGUUGCUGUGGUUUAUCAAGGGAUCCACAAACGCUAAGGAGCUGUCUUCCAAGGGAGUGAAAAUCUGGGAUGCCAAUGGGUCCCGAGACUUCUUGGACAGCCUGGGAUUCUCCACCAGAGCAGAAGGGGAUUUAGGCCCAGUUUAUGGCUUUCAGUGGAGGCAUUUUGGGGCCGAAUACAAAGAUAUGGAUUCAGAUUAUUCAGAUCAAGGAGUAGAUCAACUGCAAAAAGUGACUGACACAAUCAAAACCAACCCUGACGACAGAAGAAUCAUCCUGUGUGCUUGGAAUCCAAAAGAUCUCCCUCUCAUGGCCCUACCCCCGUGCCACGCCCUUUGCCAGUUCUACGUGGUGAAUGGUGAGCUGUCCUGCCAGCUGUACCAGAGGUCAGGAGACAUGGGCCUGGGUGUGCCCUUCAACAUCGCCAGCUACGCCCUCUACAUGAUCGCACACGUCACGGGCCUGAAGCCAGGUGACUUUGUACACACUUUGGGAGAUGCACACAUUUACCUGAAUCACAUUGAGCCGCUGAAAAUUCAGCUUCAGCGAGAACCAAGGCCUUUCCCCAAGCUCAGAAUCCUUCGAAAAGUUGAGAAAAUUGAUGACUUCAAGGCUGAAGACUUUCAGAUUGAAGGCUACAAUCCUCACCCGACUAUUAAAAUGGAAAUGGCUGUUUAGAGUGCUUUUGAAGGAGUUGUCUGAAGGAUAUUUACACCUAGGUGAAAGUUCAUUUUGCUCUAAAGGAGAAGGAACUAGGUCAAAACC